AUGAGAGCGGAGUUGGUGCAGGCGCGGGCUGCUGUUGUUGGGAGAUGCAAGGAAGGCGGAGAUGGAAUUGGCCGCAUUACAGAGACGACGCGAGCCCGGGCCGAGGCGGCGCAACUGGCUCGAGAGAAUGCUGCCCUUCGAGACACCGUGCUGUCGUUGCACUCCGAACUCUUCGGUGCCAGGUUGGCCACAAAGUAUCUAGAUAAAGAACUGGCUGGCAGGAUACAGCAGCUGCAACUUCUCGGCAGGGACAUGCGGUCAGAAGUUCGAGAUUCACUGUGGGCGCAGGUGGAGGCGGAGAUCCUGCUGCAGCGGCACAAGACGCUGGUGCGCGUGUGCCGCGGGCUGUCGCCGCGGCCGCCGCGCCCGCGCGCGCCCGCGCCGCGCCCGCGCACCGUGCGCGUGCGCCGCUCGCCGCACCUCGGCCUCGGCAUCUCCGUCACCGGCGGUCGAGAGCACGGAGUGCCGAUAUUGAUCUCGGAGUUAGAGGCGGGAGGACCGGCUGCACUUACUGGCGAAUUGUACGUCGGUGACGCCAUCCUGGCUAUCAACGAUGUCGAUCUCACACAGGCGUGUCACAAGGAGGCAGUGCAGGCAUUGCAAAGCGUCAAAGGCGAUUGUGCACUGUGCGUUCAGUUUAUUGCGACCGACGACGAUGACCGUUUAUCUGAAGACAACUAUAGAUUUCCCUUGUACCCGGAUGACGGCGAAGUGUUCGGGGAAGAGCCAGAUGGCUCUGGAGCCACGCCCACCGCGCCGCGCACUCCUGACUACAAUAACAGAGCUGCAUCGGUGGCGGGCUCGGAGACAGAGUGUGAGUCGUCGCGACGCUGGGCCGCACCGCCCUACCCCGACUACAACAACAUCAAUAACAACCUCGCCAUACUCGACAUGGAUGAUGACUCCAUAAAGAUCGAGGCCCGACUAGAGAUGGUACGGCUGGAGUCUGAAACUUGCGGAGAGCGACGACGCGGUGCGUACCAGAGUGUGGCGGACAAGUCUGGCGGCACGUCGCCGGCCGGCGACCGACACGCCGCGCGCACCCCGCACGCCCCGCGCACUCCCCGCACCGCGUCGUCCGUCUCUCCCGCCUCCCCGCUCUCCACGCCCGUUCACGCGCGCCGCCCUUCGCUCAAGAAGAGACGCAAACCACAGGAUUGGCGGACGAAGGGCGCGUACCUUGCAGUGUCGGGUGAGGCGCACUCGUCGGACGAGCCGCUCGCAGCCGAGGAGUCGCCCGAGCGGCCUACUCAGCCCGUUCAGUCCACCCAGCCUGUUCAGCACGCUCAGCCCGCUCAGAUCGCUCAACUCGCUCAGCUUAGUCAAUCCGCUCAGCCCAAUCAGGCUGCGCAACCCGCGCUCAUCGCGGUAGGACAGCUCCCUCCCACAUUAGCAGCACCUCUCGUUCCAACAAAUCAUGAUAUUGUUGCCGUUCAGAACUCGUAUCCGUCUCUAAUAUCGGAAUCAGUACUUGUUCCGACGCAGUCUUCACCGCCAUCACCGACAUCGCCACAGUCGCCUCCGUCGCUACAGUCGCCUCCAUCGCUACAGUCGCCUCCAUCGCCACAUUCGCCUCCAUCGCCGGAAUCGCCACGGCAGGAGCUACCAGCCCCGCUGCUAGUAGACUUAGAAGUCAAACCCCCUAAAACAAAUGGCGAAACGAAACCGAGGAGGGAAUCUAAAGGAUUUCGGAUAGGUUCAGCGCGGCGUGUGACAGAAAAUGCUGUAAUGACCAACGGAGCGGUCGAACGCGGCAAAAUGCCUGCCCGCUUGUUGCCCGGUUGCGGCGACCCCGACUUCGGCACGCCCGUCUGA
Parnassius mnemosyne (clouded apollo) is the source of this 1815-nucleotide messenger RNA. NCBI's taxonomy places the organism in Eukaryota, Metazoa, Arthropoda, Insecta, Lepidoptera, Papilionidae. The record is from the annotation of a GenBank genome assembly.